AUGUGGAUUGGUUGCUGGUGGCUUGGAUUCGUUAUAUUCGGAGUUGUGCUGUUCUUCCCGUCGUUGGCUCUUUUCCUGUUUCCUUCAGAUCGCCUGGAUGAAAGCAACGUCAAGGUUUAUCCGAAAGAUGCGACUAUCGACGGAACAGCGCCACUUAAACCAAGGAAGACGCUAAAUCUUUACGACAAGCACGUCAAAAUCCAUGGCAAGCAUGUGACAGCAGGAGAGAAGAUGAGUGAGUUCUUGGUCGCAGCCCGAUCACUGUUUCGCAAUCCGAUCUACGUUGGAGCAAUGUUUGGCCGAAUCAUUGACGUACUAGCAUUCAAGGGAGCCAACAACUUCUCGUUCCCUCUUGUCGGAAAGAUUGCGUUUGUGAUGGCAUGCCCUUCUAUCCGAGGAGACGUAUUCUACUCGCCUUGUCAAGCCGGCUGUCCACUGAGUGGAGCGAAUUUUAGUAUUUAUUCAAAGGCUGAGAAAGGGGUACCAUUGACGUUCACAGAAUGCGAGUGUGCCGGAACUGAUGAUCUAGCAGUCAGCAGAAAUUAUUGCCCAACUGAGCACUGUGAUAGACAAUUUCACGUCUUCCUCAUCGUAAAGAUCAUAGGAGCACUUUUCGGUGGUCUGUCGGUCGUUCCGGGAAUGUUAAUUGUUCUGCCGGGCGGUACCACCAGAACAUCGCAGUAUCUCCCUAGGUUUUCACGGGUUCCUCGUGAGUUUACUAGUGGCAUGUUAUCAAAUGGAGUGCGGAAGGAUAGCGUGGACAAAAAUAAAGCACCCGAUCUGCACUUCCGACCACUACUACGCACUUUCGUUACCUACUCCACUCUACCAUCUCCAGUGUUCUGGGGUAAGAUCUUCGACAUGAGUUGUCUGAUGUGGCAGAACGUGUGCACUAAAACUGGUGCAUGCCCGAUCUACGACACAGAUCAACUUCGAAUAAGAUUGCAUGUGAUCUAUGGCAGUCUACGACUUUUCGCUCUGUUCUCCGAUAUCUGGGUGGUAUACUGGGCGAAAGGUCUGAAACUGGUAGACGAGGAGGACGAGUCGUCAAAAACCAGUGAUGGUGGUGACACUCAGGAGCUUGGGCCACUCACCAAAGGCGGCGCAAAAGCUGUGUUGCCGAAAGCCGUCGUCGACAAGGACUACAGUAACAAAGAGUAA
Messenger RNA from Ostertagia ostertagi, 1161 nucleotides. NCBI's taxonomy places the organism in Eukaryota, Metazoa, Nematoda, Chromadorea, Rhabditida, Trichostrongylidae. The record is from the annotation of a GenBank genome assembly.